Messenger RNA from Sparassis crispa, 573 nucleotides. RefSeq lists its product as hypothetical. The record is from RefSeq and is a predicted model, not a curated record. The coding region runs from base 1 to 573 and encodes 190 amino acids. NCBI's taxonomy places the organism in Eukaryota, Fungi, Basidiomycota, Agaricomycetes, Polyporales, Sparassidaceae. The transcript has 2 exons.
AUGUCCUCUCUCGCCUCUGAUCGCUACUCCGUCUAUGAACGCGACGAGAACGGGAGCCUUAUACCGGACGGCGGCUCAGGCUACAGGUUGACCCCCGCUGGCGUGGAAGCGGAGUACCAGAUGUACCUGAAAAGAGCCAAGGAACGUAUGCCCGCUCCUACGACAGAACUUCCCGACAGAUACAACCUCACGAAUCUCAACGAGUUCAGCCCGAGACCACCCCGCUUACAGUACGGCAUUGCAAUCGACUUUAACAAGCUCGAGUCCUACGCGAAGGAGAAGAACCUCUUAGAGGCCGCCGCGCGUAAGCGCGGCGUGUCCGUUAGUUCGCUUUCAGACUAUGCCAUCAUCUCCGAAGUAUUCAAAGCCCUGAAGGUAGCGUGCAACGCCAUUGUUUAUUGGUGUGUACCGUGGGUUCCCGAAUACAACGGAAUGGUCGCACUUUAUUCGAACUACACCAUCUUUUGGGAACAGCUUGAAGAGCAGGAUGAGAAAGAGGUGAUCGAUAUAUUGCAGAAGGAGCUGGGCGUUACAGAGGAACCGAUGUGGUAUUGGGAUAUUUGCAACCGGUGA